Monopterus albus (swamp eel) is the source of this 2167-nucleotide messenger RNA. It is a transcript of the gene nmur3, whose product is annotated as neuromedin U receptor 3. Gene Ontology annotation, biological process: neuropeptide signaling pathway. Gene Ontology annotation, molecular function: neuromedin U receptor activity. The transcript is spliced from 4 exons. The coding region runs from base 1 to 1464 and encodes 487 amino acids. Gene Ontology annotation, cellular component: plasma membrane. Lineage: Eukaryota; Metazoa; Chordata; Actinopteri; Synbranchiformes; Synbranchidae. The record is from RefSeq and is a predicted model, not a curated record.
AUGGAAGAAGCAUUCACAUCAGUUCGACCUCCUCUCAGGACUGUGUGGGAGCGCCUUCACUCCUAUGAGCGCGUUAUAAGAAGCGGCGUGCAGAUCGGCACCGUCAAGGUCCCCACUGUUGAAUGGACCCUGGAAUCAGCACAAGAUGUUCUGACAUCGCUUACUGUUCCACCUGCUCUCCUCUAUGAAAUGGAGCUUUCUCUGCAGGGGUCUUCAAACAUAUCUAAACUGGUCCUCAAUACAAGCAUGCCACUAAAUGCAACUGGGAAUUACACCAGUGACCAAUUCACUGAAGUCGACCUCUCUGAAAUCCUGGGUCCAAAACGAUCUCCCUUCUUCCUCCCAGUGACCAGCGUUUACCUUCUCAUCUUUCUCAUUGGCUUAUCUGGAAACCUGCUCACAUGUGCAGUGAUAGCGAAGCACAAGAAGAUGCGUAACCCCACCAACCUUUACCUGGUAAGCCUGGCUGCAUCAGACCUCCUUGUGCUUUUGUUUGGGAUGCCAUUGGAGAUUUACGACCUGUGGCAGAACUACCCGUUUCCCUUCGGUGAGGGAGGCUGCUACUUCAAGAUCUUCCUCUUUGAGACAGUCUGCUUCGCCUCCAUCCUCAAUGUUACAGCUCUGAGCGUGGAGAGGUACAUAGCUGUGGUGCACCCUCUCAAAACACGAUACCUGUCAACUAACCAGCAUGCCAAAAAGGUCAUCACCGUCGUGUGGGUGGUGUCGAUGAUUUGUGCCAUCCCCAACACCUCACUGCAUGGCAUCUUCUACCUGCCUGAGAGAAUGGAGGAGUCAGCCAUAUGCACUGUGCUGCAGCCCAUGUGGAUCUAUAACAUGCUCAUGCAGGUCACCACUGUGUGCUUCUAUUUUGUACCCAUGAUGGUGAUAAGUGUGCUCUACCUGGUAAUGGGCCUUCAUUUGGGUAGAGAAAGGCAGCAGAGCAGCAGGAACCUGGGGAAGAACUGCAGCAGCAACACUCGAAGGACGAUCAGCAAGGAGAACAGGCGCAGGAGACAGGUCAUCAAGAUGCUCUCGAUUGUGGUGGCUGCGUUUGGAUUCUGCUGGGCACCCUUCCACACUGAGCGGCUCCUGUGGAGUUCCAUCAGCCAGUGGACCGAUUUGAUGCACAGCAUUUAUGAGUACGUCCACAUCCUGUCAGGCGUCUUCUUCUACCUCAGCUCUGCAGUCAAUCCCAUCAUCUACAGCCUGCUCUCCACUCGGUUCAGGGAGUGUUUCCGAGGAAUCAUGUGCUCCCAGGUGGAGGACCACAGCUCCGUCAGAGACUCACCACCCUUCCCCAACAUUUCACUGGAUCCCUCUGUCUCAAGUUGCAGAGCUCAGGCCGAGGGUAAGGAUUCUAGUGCUUUUAUCCCUUUGUUGUCUCCUACCGUGACACUGAGCGUGGACACUGCGAUCCUCACAUGUGCUUGUACAGAAACGACCUGCAAGACCUCUGUGUUCUGAGAUUUGACUUGAAUGUUCAUACAAGCAGCUGAUGCAGAACCACCAAUAUGUUUAUUCACUUUCUUGAAGACAGUUAGAAAAUCAUUUCAGCUCUUUUGUCUGAGUGGUAAAUAUGAGGCUGCUGCCAGGAGAAGCAUAGCUUAGCUUAGCACAAACAGCAGAAAGGGGGAAACUGUUGGCUUGGCUCCGUCCAAAUGUGAUGAAAUCUGAAGUACAUUUAGAAUCAAAAACAGAAUCAGCUUUGUUGGCCAGGUAUGUUGACCACACAAGGAAUUUGAUUGUGGUACAGUGGCUCUCGGUGUGCUUUUGUAGGAAACAAGAAAAAUAAUAUUAUUGGUAGCAAAAUCAUCAUGAGGUAGCUGGGAUGGGUGACAGGUGUACAAAGUGCAGGACUGUGACACCAAAGCUGGGGCUCUCAUCCACAGUCCCAUAGCCAUGGGACUGUCAAAAGAUGAAUCUGACUUUUGAUUUAUACUGUAACUGCUCUACGCAUUAUAUGAAGCACUUAAUAAGUCAACUUCAAAAAUGCUUUUUUGGGUGGAUUUUUUUCUUUUACAUUUGGACAGAGCAGACUAGUCGUUUCCAGUCUUUGUACCAAGGUAACAAUCUGCUGGCUCCAGCUUCACAUGUAUUGUGAAGACAUGAGAGUGGUAUCAUCUCAUCCUUCCAUCCAUUAUCUGUAGCGCUUAUUCCUGAAUAAGGU